Molecule: messenger RNA, 2007 nt
Organism: Aspergillus thermomutatus
Lineage: Eukaryota; Fungi; Ascomycota; Eurotiomycetes; Eurotiales; Aspergillaceae
Product: putative C6 transcription factor
Exons: 6
Coding region: 1-2007 (668 amino acids)
Biological process (GO): DNA-templated transcription; regulation of DNA-templated transcription
Cellular component (GO): nucleus
Molecular function (GO): DNA binding; zinc ion binding; DNA-binding transcription factor activity, RNA polymerase II-specific
Source: RefSeq, a predicted model, not a curated record
AUGGAUCCAUUAUCACCCACGGUCCCAGCUGCAUCAAGAACCAGCCCCGCCAAACGCAAUCGAGUCCCGCUGUCUUGUGCUUCCUGCCGGGUGCGCAAGCUGCGGUGUGAUCGUCAUCAGCCUUGCCACAAUUGUGUGAUACGGGGAUCCAGUAACCUUUGCCUGUAUGCAACCCGUCCCAGUCGACGACAGGAAGUGAAUGGCGCCGCAUCUCAAUUCGAGAGCAGGGCCACAAGCCCGGUCCUUGGCCGGCUUUUUGACGGACUUCUCUACCGAAGUGGGAGUCACUGGGAUAGUGUCCUCGGUGAGCUGGCGGUAUCUCCCAUCCAAGAUGAGUUACCCAAGGAUAUGAGCAGUUAUCCAUAUGGAACCGAUCCUGAAUUGGACGAUGAGCUCCUAGCAGUCAUGCCGUCUCGCUCCGCAGCGGAUAGAUUGAUAUCAGCAUUCUUUGCUCCAUACGCUUUCGUUGGUCCAGCAAGGUAUUCGAUUCAUUAUCCGACGUUUAUGAAGCAGUACGAAGAAUACUGGGAGAACCCAUCGUCCAUUACUUUAUCGUGGUUAGCUCUGCUCUAUUCGAUAUUCAGCUUGGCAAUGAAAUUCCUUCCUGAUGCGCAAGACGAGUCGGGAAUGUCUGAGACGAUCGGCAAACUCUACCACAGCAAGUCUGGCCAGUGCUUGGAGCGCAUCAAAACAAAGCAGACCACUCUCCAGACGCUCCAAGCAAUGGUCACGCGCAGCAUCUUUGGUUUCUCUCAUCGUGAAGAAUGGGGAGCCGGAUUGAUCACACCCAUCGGCUCGAUCGUGCGCCUGGCCAUGAGACUGGGUUUGCACCGGGAUCCGUCCCAUUUCUCCAAUCCGACGCCGUUUGAGGGAGAGAUGCGCCGCAGGAUCUGGAGCACAAUCGCCCAGAUUGACUGCCUGUCCUCCUUUCAUCUUGGCAUGCCAGCUGCCAUCCGAACGGAGGACUUCGAUACGGACCCACCGCGCAAUCUCCUCGAUACCGACAUGGAAGAAGAAAUGUCCGAAUUGCCAUCCGCAAGACCGUUUUCAGCGAGUGUCCCAAUCGGUUAUUUGCUGGCCAAGAACAACAUAACCCGAGUAAUGAGACGGGUCGUCGAAUUUUUGAAUUGCGUACAGCCGCAGCGUUAUGAGAGGGUGUUACAACUGGAUCGCGACCUUGUUGAGGCGUAUAAGGCGAUUCCUCCCCAUUUGCAACUGAAGAACUGGGAGAAUGCGCCACACGAGCCUGCAUAUUUGAUGGUGCAAAAGGUCCAGCUCGACACGAUUUACCACCAAACAGUCACCGCAUUGCAUCGAAAGUAUCUUCAGGAAGCCCGGGGAGAUACAGCAUUUGCUCCGUCUCAGCAAAGAAGCGUUGAUUCGUCCAUGACACUGCUCCAACAUCAAGCCGCCAUAUACAGGGAGGCUCAGCCGGGAGGGUGUUUGAGCAGCUUCCAUGGAUACACCGUCACUCCCGACAGUGCGAACUUUAGCCUGGCUGCGAUGGUGCUGUGCUUAUAUCUGCAAUACUCGACUCGGACAGAGCAGGGUCCUUCGCAGAUGGAUGCCCGUCCACAGGAGAUAUUCCGGGCCCUCGACACUUCGCGCCAAAUUUGGAACAACCUGGCAGGUGAGAAUCAAGACGCAGGCAAGGUCGGACUCGUGCUUGACACGAUGCUGGAGCUGUUACGCCCGAAACUCGGUCUUCCAGAUUGUCAUCCACCAGCAAUUGACCUGGCAGACUCAGUCGAUGGCGAAAAAGGCCUUUCUUCCGAUCCCACUCUAACGAGUGGCCAGUCUACCUCUAUUCCCAGUUUACAUCUUGAGACAUAUGAAGAUAAUGCAAGGGACGCCAAUAUGGACAUCCUUGACCUGAACUGGGAUGCUUGGGACGCAUUUGUGCAAGGAGACGAUUUUGAGACUGCGUAUCAGAACCAUCUUCUCAGACAGGAUUCAACAUUCCCAAUCGAUGACCUUCUCAACCCGAGUACUUCCUCAGCUGUCUAG